Messenger RNA from Alternaria rosae, 1603 nucleotides. RefSeq lists its product as uncharacterized. Lineage: Eukaryota; Fungi; Ascomycota; Dothideomycetes; Pleosporales; Pleosporaceae. The record is from RefSeq and is a predicted model, not a curated record. The transcript has a single exon. The coding region runs from base 220 to 1236 and encodes 338 amino acids.
AGCUUGCUCUACCUCAAUUUCCCCAUCCACCCUUCCUGAUCUGUCUAUAUCUCUUGGCAUCCCAUAUACCUAUGCAGAUGCCCCCCCCCCAGCCCGGCACGCUUCCAGGUCAGACAAGACUGAUUGUCACCGACACAACCGCCUGCCAUAUACAAACCACUGAGACAUUCCGCCUCUCUACUGUAUACCAUCACUGCCUUCCCACACAACUUCAUCAUCAUGUCCGGCCACAUGCAAACCUCACAGCUUCACCGGCGUACAUCACGCAGCUCAGGCAGCCAAUCAGCAUGCCGAUCAUCUCGCGUUGAAAAGACCAAGAGCCACCACAACAGCCCAAAGAGCAUGGAGAGGAGAAAGACUACGACCGAGACCAAGCUCUACGCCUCGUUGGACGACCACUACAGAAUGAUGUUCGGUGUACCAGCCGAGGAAACUGAAGAGCGUCCCCAACCAAGCAGACCUGUGAGCUGGCACCCGUCGUCUGCACAAUUCCAGGCUUCACAACAAACGAACUACUUCGAACCCAUGCCUCAACAAGACUGGUCACAACACUACUCUCCCUCUUCCCGCGACUCUCAGCAUGGCUCUGACUUCUACUCUCUGUCCACACGCAACUCCAUGUUCGAGCCCAUGACCAGCACUCCGACAUACACCAACACUCAAUCCGAGUGUGGCUGGCAAAGCGUUCAGCCCACACCCGGCUAUGUCCACUCUUCGCUCAACACUCCCUCGGCCGAGCCUCUACCAUGGUACCUGCAGCAAUGGGCUCAAAAGAACCAAGCUCAAGCAUCCACCGACUUCCUGCCUAUCCAACAUCCUGCUCAGCAAGACCAAGAUAUGGAAGACGACGAUGGCGAAAAGCUAGUUGCACUGGGUCUUUACGAUGCACCAGAGCCUUCAUUGAGCUGGGGUGCACUUAACAACGAAGGAACUGGAAAGGGUCUCAAGCUCGAGGAGACUUGGCAGCCACCUGAGGCUGAUGAUGAAGAGGACGAAGAAGACGAUGAUGCCAGCUCUGAGGCCAGCGUCGAGGAGCCAUCUCCGCCUUUGCCGGCAGUGCACCAACAAGCCCAGCACUUGCCAGUGCAUGUCAAGGCACAAACACCGAACAACAUGGAUGGACAGAGCUUCUUCUUCGACGAAGACGAGUCGGUCUCAAAGGAGUGGUGGUUUCACCAAAUGAAGCAGCCCACGAUGCCGGUGCGGGACGCCGGACUGGGAUAUGGCUGGUUGUAAUCUAGAUGUCUGUUUCAAACGUGCGACCACGACAGAGGUCCACUGCCAUAUCUUCGAGGCGAGCAUUUUUUUUCGAGGCGAGUCCUUUCAGCACAGCGCGGCGUUUUGCAUAGUUCCGCUUGGGACUGGAAAAGAGACUUAGAGAUACCCUGCCUUUAGCGGCAAAUAGAGUGAGGCUUUGCAUCGCUCACUAUGAGGUCAGAUGAACAUGAUGUAUUAGAUAGCAUCAUCAACCAAAUCAAUCAUACUAUACCAUACUUUGGCCCAAUUUGCAGUGCUGACGAGUCUACUCUAUGAUGCUUGUGAACACAUAGUGCCCAAGGAACUCAGCAGUGAGCCGUCGACGAGAAAGGAAGGUGCAUCCCAU